UGACGUCAACUGUCAGUGUCGGUUUACGUUUUACUAACGACGAAGAAGUCCCAACUUCCGGCUUCGGAGCGCCCUUUCCAUUUAUUUUUUCCUAUAUUGUACAGAGAAAACAACAAAACACUAUCACAAUCGCUCACGUCGAAGCCCCCCACCGCCGAGAAGAGGAUUUGAUGUGACGCUUUAAUGUUAAAAGACCAAACGAUGUCUGUGGUGUUGGACGGGAGUCCGCUGAAAGCGAUGCAGAGCUCACACACUCACAGCCAGCAGACUGCCCUGAGCGCCCAGGAGCUCUCCCAGGAGAUCAAGUCCUUCAUCAGUGGCGUUGACACGGUUCAGGGCCGGAAGCUCAGUGUCCGGGAACACGCUCGCUGUGCUGUGCGCCUGCUGCGAUCUGUCCCGGCCUGUCGAGGGGCGGUGCUGGAGCAUCUGAGGGGCGUGUAUGAUGAGCACGUCUCCGCCUUCUUGCACAACCUGGAGACCGAGAGCGAGGCCAGCUCCGGGGUCAGUGCCAACCUGGAGGACAUCAUACAGGAGGUUCAUGGCGUUCUGUCAGAGUUCAUCCGUCUCAACCCCCGGGCCUGGGCCCCCCUGGUAUCUGCCUGGGCUGUGGACUUGUUGGGCCAGCUGAGCAGCAAGCACGCCGGCCGUAGGGUGGCCCCCCACUCCUCCAGCCUCAACGAGCUGCUCCAGCUCUGGAUGUCCUGUGCUGCCACCCGGUCCCUCAUGGAGGCCUACUCUCAGUGUUUGGCCGCCAUGCUGGCCUGGUGCCCUGACGCGUGUGUAGAUGCUCUGUUGGACACCUCAGUUCAGCACUCUCCGCAUUUUGACUGGGUGGUGGCUCACAUCGGCUCCGCCUUCCCCGGUACUAUCAUCAGCCGAGUUUUGGCAUGCGGACUCAAGGACUUCUGUGCUCAUGGCGCUAAGGACACAGGGCUAAUGGUGAUGGGAGUGGAUAAAGGCAGCAGAGUGCCAAAGAUUGGCUCAGUGGUGGGAAUCCUUGGACACCUUGCAGUGCACCACUCAGACAGCAUCAGGAAGGAGCUGCUCAGGAUGUUUCAGGAAAGCCUGAGUCCAUCUAGCCCUCUAUCUCCAACUUCAUCCUCAACGUCUUGGGAGAGUUCCCCUCAACUACGUCGGGCUGCAGUACCGUUUCUGCUGCAGCUCGCUGCAAUGUCCCCCAACCUCUUUGGUGCGGUGUCUGCAGAGCUUGUGGAGCUGCUGCGCCCUCCUAUCCUGCUGCAGCUGCAGGCCUUGCUGCAGGGCAUCCCCAGAGAGGAGCUGGAUAACAUGCUGGGGCUGGCUGUCCACCUUAUUAGCCAGAGCCCAUCAGGAGGGUCCCGGGUCCUCCGUUUUCUGGCAGACACAGCGACCCCGGCCUCAGUUAUCAUCUCCGGCCCUACACCUUCCCCUCAUGAAGGUGUCAGAGAAGGUUGCGAUCGCCUCCUCCAGAUGCUGCUUCUGCAUCUCCACAAACUAGUCUUCAACCGCUCAGAGGGAGCUGAAGUCAACUCCCAUCGCUCUGCUUCCUCUCAGCCCCAGAGGGUCAUCCCCUUCUUGGAGGAGCUGCAGGCUCACGUAGGUGAGCUCUGUGCCGAGACUCUGCGACUGGAAAGGAAGCGUCACCUCUGGCUGCACCAGUUGCUGUGUCUACUGUCGGUGUAUGGUGGUCCCAGCGUGGCCACUGAAGCCCUCUGCCAGCUCCUCACCCAGGCCCACAACCCGGAGGAGCUGGCUCUGGCCUGGCAGCUCCACACCACUCUCUCCUCUUGCAUGGCGGGACUCAUUCCUGCCGCUGUAGCUCGCUGUGUUGCCCAGAUCCACACACACACUCUGGGUCCCCGGCAGCUGAGGCAGCUGUUGCUUAACAUGGCCACAGCCAUCCAAAGUCAGGAUGAGGAGAGAAGAGGAGCAGCAGGUGUUCAGUCCUCCAUGGCCAUCCAGGUGGGCUCAGCGGUCUCGGGACACCUCCAUGAUUUUGGCCCGCUCCUUCUCCACGGUGACCCGGCUGUAUCUCAUGCUGCAGUGCGCCUCCUGUCCUGUAGCCCGCUCCCUCGCACCUCCUCCCCAGCACACCUGCUCCUGCUCUCUCGUGCUGCCGUCACUCAUUUCUUUCUGGCGCUGCGGAGAAGAGGAGAAGUAGGAAAGCUGGGGAGAGAUGCGGGACAGGCAGGCGAGGCGGUGAACUGUUCAGUCCUGCUGCUGUCACGUUUCGCAGCAUAUUCUCCGCUCACUCUCAAAGCGGUACUUCAGCAGCUGGUUGAGGGGGCGCUACAUCGAGGCAAUGCUAGCCUAUUUGGAGGGCAGAUCGCAGACAUGUCUGGAGCCCCUUUGCCACAGAUCCCGCCUGUGUCUCCUGACAUCGGAGCCUCUUUGCUGGAUAUCAACUGUCGCUUCGGUACCACCGUCAACUUUUCUGGCAGUGUGUGGUCUGUGUUUCAUGCCGGGGUGAUUGGCAAGGGGCUGAAGGUCCGCACUGACACACCACUUCCUGACCCAUCGGGGGUCAUGCAGAACGUCCAGACUCUGCUAGCUGUCGUCGUUCAGUGUUGCAGUUCCUCUGGUCUCAACGGCUCACGACCUCCAUCUUACCCUGACGAGCCGCUGCCCAUCAACGCCGAGGCGGCCAAGGUUGUUGCAGUUACAAUUGUGGAAAAUGUCUGUCCCGAUGUGGCCAAUGGUGAGCUGUCCUGGCCCCCAGAAGAACACGCCCGCACCACGGUGGAGCGAGACAUCCACAUUCGACGUUGCUUUGAGGCCCACCCGGUGCUCUUCCCUCUGCUUCAGGUGGUGGCAGCUGGACGGCCGGCUCUCUGCUACUGCUCAGCUGUGCUCCGAGGCCUCCUCGCCACUCUGCUGGCCCACUGGGAAUCAUCCCGCGAGGUGUUGUCUACAGACUCCCCGUGGCACCUCCAGGCCUCUUGUCUCUUGGUGUCCUGCAUGGGGGAGGGCCAGCUCCUGCCUCCUGUGCUAGCUAACGUCCACGAAGCCUUCCCCCACCUCACUCCCUUCGAGGUGAGGCUGCUGCUCCUGGCUGUGUGGGAGUUCGUGAGAGGCAAUGGGCCCAUGCCCCAAAAGUUUGUCUUCAGCUCAGAGAAGGGGCUGUUCUGCAGGGAUUUCUCACGGGACGGUGACGUGGCAAGAUACGUGGCACCGAUUCACAGCGUCCUACAUAAAAACAUUGAUAGAUUGGGACAUUUGUGCUGGCGGUUCCAGCUCUAAAGGCUAGUGGGGAGCAAACUGUGUAGAGCAUGUGAGACUGUAAAAUAGUCGGGAUACUGUGUUACGUUACUACAAGAGUGGACUGCAAAGUUGCUUUCACUGUACUUCAGUUUCAUACAAGUGUAGCUGUGUGCGUGUUUGUAUGUACCUUUUUGUACCAUAUUUUUAGACUUGAUACGUUUCUAACUAAUUGUUUCUGUGAUGAAGGGGACAAGUGAAAUGACCCACAUGUAUGUUAUGUUAAUACAGAAUUUGCUCCACACAAAACACAGCCGUAAUGUGUCAUUUUGAUUGGAAAGUUAGUUUUGUAUGACUUUCAGAUUGCUUACGUUCUAAAAUUGUGGCUACAAACAUGCCUUGCAUCUCUUGUUAUAUGUCCAAAGCUGUUCUUUCAACCACUUUACAAAAUAAACCAUUUCGUCGUA
Molecule: messenger RNA, 3644 nt
Organism: Cottoperca gobio
Lineage: Eukaryota; Metazoa; Chordata; Actinopteri; Perciformes; Bovichtidae
Gene: ints5
Product: integrator complex subunit 5
Exons: 4
Coding region: 184-3219 (1011 amino acids)
Biological process (GO): snRNA 3'-end processing
Cellular component (GO): integrator complex
Source: RefSeq, a predicted model, not a curated record